Molecule: messenger RNA, 1791 nt
Organism: Fopius arisanus
Lineage: Eukaryota; Metazoa; Arthropoda; Insecta; Hymenoptera; Braconidae
Exons: 5
Cellular component (GO): nucleosome
Molecular function (GO): DNA binding; structural constituent of chromatin; protein heterodimerization activity
Source: RefSeq, a predicted model, not a curated record
AGAAUACCUUUGACGCAAUGGCCCGUACCAAGCAGACAGCUCGUAAAUCGACUGGAGGAAAAGCUCCGAGAAAGCAGCUGGCUACCAAGGCCGCUCGUAAGAGUGCGCCAGCAACUGGAGGAGUUAAGAAGCCACAUCGCUACAGGCCAGGAACAGUGGCUCUUCGUGAAAUUCGUCGUUACCAGAAGAGUACUGAACUUCUCAUCCGUAAAUUGCCAUUCCAACGGCUUGUUCGUGAGAUCGCCCAGGACUUCAAAACCGAUUUGAGAUUCCAGAGCUCAGCUGUGAUGGCUCUUCAGGAAGCUAGCGAGGCUUACCUCGUUGGUCUUUUCGAGGACACCAACCUCUGCGCUAUUCAUGCCAAGAGAGUCACCAUCAUGCCCAAGGACAUUCAGCUGGCUCGUCGUAUUCGUGGAGAGAGAGCUUAAGUUGGCUUGAAUUCUGAAAUUACAAAUAAUCGUUUUUGCAAGUCUACAAUGUACGAUCUUAGUAGUUUUUACAACUCUACAUCGCCACGAACCGAUUUCUUCGCUGGAACUUUGGUCUUCGGUGCAACUUUUUUGGGCUUAGGUGCCUUAGGCUUAGCUGUUGGUGCCUUUGUAGCUUUCUUCGCUUUAGGGCUUUUGGGUUUAGCGGCUUUUGGUUUGGCAGUCUUCUUCUCAGCAACUGGUUUCUUCACUGCAGCUUUUUUCGGUGAAGCUAUUUUUUUUGCUUUUGGUUUGGUUGCCUCGAUUUUCUUGACGGAUUUCUUAACAGCAGCCUUCUUAGGUGAUCCCUCCUUCUUGAGAGCCUUGGGUUUAGGUUUUGGUUUCGAAGAAUCUGCCUUUUUCACAGCAAGCUUGAAAGAUCCAGCUGCACCCUUUCCUUUGGUCUGCACCAAAGUUCCAGCCGCAACUGCUGAUUUCAAGUACUUCUUGAUGAAGACCAGCGGCAAAGCUGUGAAGAAGGCUGGUAAAGCCCAGAAGAAUAUUACCAAGUCCGACAAGAAGAAGAAGCGUAAGAGGAAGGAGAGCUACGCUAUCUAUAUCUACAAAGUUUUGAAACAAGUUCAUCCCGACACCGGAGUGUCGAGCAAAGCCAUGAGCAUCAUGAAUUCGUUCGUAAACGACAUCUUUGAACGUAUUGCUGCUGAAGCAUCUAGAUUGGCUCACUACAACAAGCGUUCCACCAUCACAUCUCGGGAAAUUCAGACAGCUGUUCGUCUUCUUCUCCCCGGAGAGUUGGCUAAACACGCUGUGUCUGAAGGCACCAAGGCAGUUACUAAAUAUACCAAACCUCUGAAGCAAAUAUUUGACGCAAUGGCUCGUACCAAGCAGACUGCCCGAAAAUCGACGGGAGGAAAGGCUCCGAGGAAGCAGUUGGCUACCAAGGCUGCCCGUAAGAGUGCGCCAGCAACUGGAGGAGUUAAGAAGCCACAUCGUUACAGGCCAGGAACCGUAGCUCUUCGUGAGAUUCGUCGUUACCAGAAGAGCACUGAGCUUCUCAUCCGUAAACUGCCCUUCCAACGACUUGUUCGUGAGAUCGCCCAGGACUUCAAGACCGACUUGAGAUUCCAGAGCUCAGCUGUGAUGGCUCUUCAGGAAGCCAGCGAGGCAUACCUCGUUGGUCUUUUUGAAGAUACCAACCUCUGCGCCAUUCACGCCAAGAGAGUCACCAUCAUGCCUAAGGAUAUCCAAUUGGCUCGUCGUAUCAGAGGAGAGAGAGCUUAAGCCUUUCCAAUUUUGACAAUUAUAAAAUCGGCCCUUUUCAGGGCCACAAAUAUUUUCAAACGAAUGAAAUUCAAUCGUACUU